ACUGACGCUCCGUGGUGCAUUGUCUCCGGCAGAGUAGGCAACAUUCUCAUACUUUGAGGAAAUCAGCGGGUUUGACUCCAGUUAUUUUCCCGUUGUGUUGCUUUGAGUCGAUUCGGUGUAAACAUGUCUGGCUUUGACGACCCCGGAGUUUACUACAGUGACAGCUUCGGCGGAUUAGACGGACCCGGCGGGGAAGAAGGAGGCCAGAAGAAGAUCCACAUCAAGAAGCGGUUCCGAGAGUUUCUCCGCCAGUUCCGAGAGGGGACAGACCGCACCGGAUUCACAUAUAAAUACAGAGAUGAGCUGAAGCGACACUACACCCUGGGGGAGUACUGGGUGGAGGUGGAGAUGGAGGACCUGGCCAGCUUUGACGAGGAGCUGUCGGACUGUCUUUACAAGCUUCCUACUGAGAACCUGGCUCUGCUGGAGGAAGCGGCGAAGGAGGUGGCCGACGAGGUGACCCGCCCGCGGCCCGUCGGCGAGGAGACGGUGCAGGACGUCCAGGUCAUGCUGCGGAGCGACGCUCAUCACUCCUCCAUCCGCAGCCUCAAGUCUGAGCAGGUCUCCCGCCUGGUGAAGGUUCACGGCAUCGUCAUCUCGGCCACCGCCGUCAAGGCCAAGGCCACCAAGGUGUGUCUGCAGUGUCGAGGCUGCCGCAGCGUCAUCAGCAACAUCCCGCUGCCUCCGGGCCUGCAGGGCUACGCUCUGCCUCGCAAGUGCAACACGGACCCUGCCGGCAGGGUGAAGUGUCCCGUGGACCCUUACUUCAUCAUCCCGGACCGCUGCGUGUGUGUGGACUCCCAGACGCUCCGCCUGCAGGAGUCCCCGGACGCCGUGCCGCACGGCGAGAUGCCGCGCCACCUUCAGCUCUACUGCGACAGGUAUCUGUGUGACCGCGUGGUCCCGGGCAACAGGGUGACCAUCAUGGGGAUCUACUCCAUCAAAAACAUGGCUGCCACGAAGACCAAGGGCAAAGAGAAAGGUGUGGGCGUGGGCAUUCGUGCGUCGUACCUGCGAGUGGUCGGCAUCCAGAUGGACACAGAAGGAGCAGGGCGAGGAGCGACCGGCUCGGUGUCUCCGCAGGAGGAGGAGGAGCUCAGAGCUCUGGCUGCCUCUCCCAAUGUGUACAACGCUCUGGCUCGCUCUGUGGCGCCGUCCAUCUACGGCAGCGACGAUCUGAAGAAGGCCAUCACCUGCCUGCUGUUCGGAGGCUCCAGGAAGAGGCUUCCUGACGGUCUCACUCGCAGAGGCGACAUCAACCUGCUGAUGCUGGGAGAUCCCGGUACAGCCAAGUCCCAGCUGCUCAAGUUCGUGGAGCGAUGCUCGCCUAUCGGGGUCUAUACCUCGGGGAAAGGCAGCAGUGCCGCCGGCCUGACGGCCUCCGUGCUGAGGGACCCCGCCACCCGGGGGUUCAUCAUGGAGGGCGGGGCCAUGGUGCUGGCCGACGGCGGAGUUGUGUGUAUUGAUGAGUUUGAUAAGAUGAGAGAAGAUGACAGGGUGGCGAUCCACGAGGCCAUGGAGCAGCAGACCAUCUCCAUCGCCAAGGCUGGGAUCACCACCACCCUGAACUCCCGCUGCUCCGUCCUGGCGGCGGCCAACUCGGUGUUCGGCCGCUGGGACGACACCAAGGGCGAGGACAACAUCGACUUCAUGCCCACCAUCCUGUCCCGCUUCGACAUGAUCUUCAUCAUCAAAGACCAGCACGACCAGCAGAGGGACAUGACGCUGGCUCGUCACGUGAUGAACGUCCACCUGAGCGCCCAGACGCAGACCGAAGGCGUGGAGGGCGAGAUUCCCCUGGCCACGUUUAAGAAGUACAUCGCCUAUUCCCGAGCGAAAUGCGGCCCCCGCCUCUCAGCUGCAGCUGCCGAGAAGCUGAAGAACCGAUACGUGGUGAUGAGGAGCGGCGCCCGGGAGCACGAGCGGGAGACCGACAAGCGGCCGUCCAUCCCCAUCACUGUCAGGCAGCUGGAGGCCGUCGUCCGCAUCGCCGAGUCUCUGGCCAAGAUGAAGCUGCAGGCCGUGGCCGGGGAGGAGGAGGUGGACGAGGCCCUCCGGCUCUUCCAGGUCUCCACGCUGGACGCUGCGCUCUCUGGCGGCCUCUCAGGAGCCGAGGGCUUCACCUCCCAGGAGGACCAGGAGAUGAUCUCCCGCAUCGAGAAGCAGCUGAAGAGGCGCUUCGCCAUCGGCUCGCAGGUGUCGGAGCACAGCAUCGUCCAGGACUUCACCAAACAGAAAUAUCCGGAGCACGCCAUCCACAGAGUGCUCCACCUGAUGCUGCGGCGAGGCGAGCUGCAGCACCGCAUGCAGAGGAAGGUGCUCUACAGGGUCAAGUAAAGGAAACCAGAGUCUCUCUGCUCUUCUUGUAAAUAGUUUUGGUUUAUCAUAGCGGUGGAUGUUAGAGAUAAACUCUCUUCAUGGCUGAUUGUAAUAAAAUGUAAAGGAGAUGAAGGGUCACUGGUGAGGAGGGGAUGAGGAUCUCUGUCUGAAGGUGUUUUUGACUGUUAAGCUGUGCUGAAGCAAUAAAGUAUAUAAAA
Molecule: messenger RNA, 2537 nt
Organism: Salarias fasciatus (jewelled blenny)
Lineage: Eukaryota; Metazoa; Chordata; Actinopteri; Blenniiformes; Blenniidae
Gene: mcm5
Product: minichromosome maintenance complex component 5
Exons: 16
Coding region: 124-2337 (737 amino acids)
Biological process (GO): DNA replication initiation; double-strand break repair via break-induced replication; DNA replication
Cellular component (GO): nucleus; MCM complex
Molecular function (GO): 3'-5' DNA helicase activity; single-stranded DNA binding; DNA replication origin binding
Source: RefSeq, a predicted model, not a curated record